Molecule: messenger RNA, 3162 nt
Organism: Stylophora pistillata
Lineage: Eukaryota; Metazoa; Cnidaria; Anthozoa; Scleractinia; Pocilloporidae
Product: ATP-binding cassette sub-family C member 4-like
Biological process (GO): transmembrane transport
Cellular component (GO): membrane
Molecular function (GO): ABC-type transporter activity; ATP hydrolysis activity; ATP binding
Source: RefSeq, a predicted model, not a curated record
AUGGUAACACAUGGCUACAAAAAGAUCGCUUCGACCAAUGGCCCUGCUGAAAAAGUUGGUUUUGUCUCUAUACUUUUAUUGCAAUGGAUGAAUGAUGUCAUGAAGACAGGCAGUCAACGAGCCUUGGAGGAAAACGAUUUUGUGCCACUCUCCAAUGAGGACACCUCACAGUCGGUCACAGAUCGUCUCGAGAAGAAAUGGAAAGAAGAAAAAGCCAAUUUUACGAGAAAGGAGGAAAGACCGAAGCUGUGGAAAAGUGUUUUGAAGAUGCUUUCUCUGAGAGAGGUUGCCUAUGUCCUUCUCCCAGGUGUCCUCUUCGGGAUUAGCUCCCUCGUCACACCAUUGCUCAUUGGAUAUGUGAUUUUCAUGUUAAUGUCACCUGAAACGCAUACGAACCCCAUACUUAACGGUUGUAUGCUAGCGGCAGCCAUGACCAUAAACACAUUGAUCGGAAGUCUUUGCAUGCAACACAACGGUUACGCGUGUGAAAUAUUGAGCAUCAGAUUGAGUAACGCGAUAAAAGGUCUCGUUUACAGAAAGAUAUUAUUACUCAGCAAGAGUACAUUGUCCAAGUUUUCAGCAGGACGAGUGGUUGAUCUCAUAUCAAAUGAUGUCCAGCGGAUGGAGACAGCACCUGCUAAGUUUUUCAUAAUGAUUCCAGCCGCACUUCAAAUCGUGGUUGCAACGUUUCUGCUCGCGUAUCUCAUUGGCUGGCAGGCUCUUAUGGGAGAGUUAUUUCUCUGUCUUCUUGUGCCCUAUUACAUUGAAAUGUCCUCUGUCUAUGGCACACUGCGUCUGCACUCAGCAGCAGAAGCCGAUCGUCGAAUUUCCUUGACGAACCAAGUGGUUUCUGGGAUCCGCGCUAUCAAAGCGCGAGCGUGGGAGGAUGAUUUCAGAGGAAAGAUAAAACAUACACGAAAACGAGAAAUCAGCAUCAUCCGUAAGAAAAGUGCUAUUCUCUCAGGUCUGGCUGCCUUGGAGUAUACUUCAAUACCCAUGCUGCUCUCCGUUAUUUCUCUGCUACUGACUGGUCAUCAUCUCACUCCUGUCAAUGCUUUUACGCUCCUAAUGUACAUGAACCUGUUUAGACUUAAUCUUUGCCUUGAUAUUGGAUAUGGUGUGGUGGAGACACAUGAAGCAUAUGUAUCACUCAGCAGGAUAGAAGAUUUUCUCAUUUUAGAAGAUUUGUUAUCGAUCUCGGGAGAUCAGUGUAUAGAAGACAAAGCUAUAACGCUAAAGGAAAAGUCCGUCGAGUUACCAAACAAUUUUACAGUGAUGGGCAGUCAGUCGGAGAAAUCAGAAGAAAAACCCCUUACUGAUCUGAGGGUGAACCCAUUUGAGAUAGGAACUUUAUAUGUGUCCAAUUUAACGUUUAAGGAAAUGAAGAGGAAGGAUGAAUUUAUUCUCCAAGAUGUGGAAUUCAUUGCUGCAUCAGGAACCUUGACAGUUGUCACCGGGCCAGUAGGCAGUGGAAAAUCAACUCUUCUCUCAGCGAUCGCUGGCGAGAUGUCAGACAUCAGAGGAACAAUGAGUCGUCAUGGAACUUUUGUGUACGCGCCGCAAGUAGCCUGGGUGUUCUCUGGAACCUUAAGAGAAAAUAUUUUAUUUGGCGAGUGGUACGAUGAAUCAAGAUAUACCAGGGUAGUCGAGGCUUGCGCCCUCACGCAAGACUUUCAGCAGUUUCCGAAUGGUGACCAAACUGUUGUUGGCGAGCGCGGUGCCGUUCUUAGUGGUGGUCAGCGUGCAAGAGUAAAUUUAGCACGCGCCGUGUAUGUGGAUGCAGACCUUUACUUGUUGGACGAUCCUCUCAGUGCUGUGGACUUCAAAGUGGGUCAGCAUAUCUUUGAAAAGUGUAUCAAGGGUGUGCUCAGUAAAAAGACCCGACUGUUAGCUUCUCAUCAAGAACAACACAUGAAAGAUGCCGACCAAGUGAUAAUGCUGUCUAAAGGGCGCAUACUGGGGAAAGGGACCUUCGAAGAGCUUCAAGAUAGAGGCAUUUUAAAUACCACCAUUGACCCACUAUAUAAGAAUUCUCUGACAGCGAGUGUGUCGGACAACACCGCAAGUGAGAAGGAAGAGAAAAGCGACCAUUUGGUGUCACUUGCUACUGAUAGUAGUGGUCUGGAAAUAUCUGUUGAAGAUCGGGCAAUCGGAACGGUGUCAAGCAAGCUUUACUGGGACUACUUCAGAAGUGGCAUUCAUUCCUUGUUGAUCAUUGGAGUUGUUAUUUUGUGUCUCAUUACCCAGACAUUGAUGAGUGCCCCUGAUGUUUGGCUAAUGUUUUUGACCCGGAAACGUCCUUCAGAACAGAAAGACAAGACGAAUUUAGCUAUCUAUGGCUGUUUGGUCGCUGCCUCGUUCAUAUUAGGCAUCGUUAGGUCCUACAUGUUAUUUUUGGUUUGUCUAAGAUGCUCCGAGCGUCUUCAUGACAAAAUGGUUGUUGCUCUUUUACAAGCACCGGUUCUAUUCUUCGACUCAAAUCCCGUGGGUAGAAUCCUGAAUCGAUUCUCUAACGAUGUGGGCUGUAUGGACGAACUAUUACCGCUACAGUUUGUAUUCACAGUUCAGCUGAUGUUGCUGUUGCUCUCAGCUGUUAUCGUGCCUUCUGUUACGAAUCCUUGGCUUGUGUUUGUCACCAUUCCAGUGACGGCUAUGAUUCUCUACUUUGCGAGAUUUUACUUGAAGAGUUCCAGGGAACUGAAAAGGUUGGAGUCAAUAUGCCGAAGCCCAGUGUUCUCUCACAUAUCAGAGACUCUUGAAGGACUGGACACGAUUCGAACAAGAGGCAGACAGAGGGAUUUCAAAGAGAAGUUUUACAGCCACCAAGACACUCAUAACCAGUCUUUUAUCAUGGUAAGGGCGAGUGGCAGAUGGUUCGGUGUCCGUCUGGAAGCGAUCAUUUCUCUGUUAAUCGGCUUGGUGAUUCUUGAGGCAGUUUUGAUAUCUCAAGAUGCUGCUUCCGCCGCACUUGCUCUUGCUUACAUCAUUCAAACAAUGGUUCUGACGCAAUAUGCUGUAAGAAAAUCAUCAGAUGUUGAGAAUUUUAUGACGUCAGUGGAACGAGUUAUGGCCUACACCAACCUUGACUCAGAGCCUGGAUACAAAGAGGCUCAAAGAUUGGUGUUGCAGGACGUACGGGCGCUGGAAAAUCGUCUUUCGUAG